AUGAUGACGGCACCACCGUGUGGGCACGGGAUGAUGACGCAUAAGAGCACUUCAAGAAACAUUUGUUUGGUCCCCUACACCCUUUAAACAUUCGAAGUUCUCAUUCCGGAGGGUAAACCCUUUGAAGGGAUUAGGGCAUAGGCAUGAGCCUUUCCGAAUGGAACGCAGAGUAGGUCUCUAAUCUCGUUUCCUUUUUGCGUUGUAACACUACCUAACCUUACCUUGUAGGCGUUCUUCAUGAGUCGUUGGCGCUGACGUUUCAACCAAUAGUCUACCCCAGUUUCAGUGACGUAUGUCUCUACUGUACACGUGUCUCUCAGCUGACCAAUCGCGGAUAGUUUUCAUUCAACUGAUAGUUUUGUCUUUGCCUUGGUAUCGGUCUCUCUCACCGCGAAGAUGACCACGGUAGCCUGAUAGUAGCGACGAAACAUUCAUGUGUAUAAAUUAGCGGUUUUAUUAUCUUAAUUUGCAAAGUAUUAUUAUAACAACAACAGCCGUGUUAGCCAGCCCUUAAGAUGCCUCUUCGGGCCGGCGAGCGGCGUGGCGGUGGCAGGUCCUUGUGCUUCCUCAUUCUACUGAACGUCUGGUUGUUUUCAGCCGGAGUUACAGCAACUCAAGAAGAGAAUCAAGUCAUUCACGAGGUGAAGCCAGCGGAGAAGGCAACCACCGGUCGUGCACCCGGCCCGGCAGUGAGUGUCGAUGAACUCAAUAAGGGAAACCUGGGCUUUAUUCAUGCCUUUGUGGCAGCCCUCUCAGUCAUCAUUGUCUCUGAACUGGGAGACAAGACUUUCUUCAUCGCAGCCAUCAUGGCAAUGCGCUACAAUCGCCUCACUGUCUUGACAGGCGCCAUGUUGGCUCUGGGACUCAUGACGUGUCUGUCAGUCCUGUUUGGUUAUGCCACCACAAUUAUCCCACGGAUCUACACCUACUACAUCUCGACAGCGCUGUUUGCCAUAUUUGGUGUGAGGAUGCUGAGGGAGGGACUGAAGAUGAGUCCUGAUGAAGGACAAGAGGAGCUGGAGGAGGUCCAGGCUGAGAUAAAGAAAAAGGAUGAAGAGCGUCAGCGCUAUAAUCUGGCUAGCAGCUCGCCUGAUGUGGAAGCGGGGACGACGGCAACCUUAUCAUCUCAGAGAAGGUGUCCCAGCGUGAUUUCACCGAUAUUCAUUCAGGCACUCACCCUCACCUUCCUCGCAGAGUGGGGCGACCGCUCUCAGCUUGCCACUAUUGUGCUGGCUGCAAGAGAGGAUCCAUUUGGAGUAGCAGUUGGGGGAACUUUGGGACACUGUCUAUGCACAGGCCUGGCUGUUAUCGGCGGAAGGAUGGUGGCUCAGAAGAUCUCCGUAAGAACUGUUACAAUCAUUGGUGGAAUCGUUUUCCUGGCCUUUGCGUUCUCCGCCCUCUUUAUCAGGCCCGAUUCUGGAUUCUGAUGGAAAAACCCGACUCUUGGUUUCAUUUUGUAUAAAGACAACCCAGAACAAGUGGAACACAGAGAGACUGCGCAAAGACUGCAGAUGGCUUGUUCAUAUGUUUGAGUGAAUCUCUUUUGUGCGAGUAAAGUCUGAUUGACUGAAUGAAUGAAAAACACUCUGCUCAUGUCUUACUGAGCAUUUCAGUUUUUCUGCUUAAUCCCUCCUUGUUUUUGUCUUUCUUUCCUUUCAACAAGACACAUUUCUGCUUUUAGGUGAUCAUUAUAUUUCUUCUGUAUUAAGUUUACUUGAAUUUGGCAGGUUUAUUUCCGGCACAUAGUAAAAUUUUAAAUAACAAAUCCCUAAUCUUGUUUCUACAUUGUUUUACCUCUGUUUGAGCGGUGUGCUGUGCUGUGGGCAAACACCGGUCUGGCUCCAGUCUAAUUUAUUCAAGUUCAAGCUUACUUGGCUAUAAAAGAUCGAAAACUAAAACCAGAUCAAGCACUACCACUCACCCACUGCACAGCAGUAAAUCUACACCGUCUCAGGAGUAUCUAGUGGGUAAGAGCCUCAGAAAUAUAACAGUCACAAUUCCUUCAUCAAUAGUGAAUUAAAUGCUGAAUAAUGCUACAGGAACUGCCUGGUGUCUAAACUGCCUGUUGAUGGUUUGUCCUUUAUUCAUACCAUAUUACCAAAGGCUUUAAAUGUAGUAUGGGAUUAUGUGAGAUCUGAUUACUACAUCACAUGUGGCCUUUAAACCCAGUCACAGUAUUUAUUGGUCAUCAUUGUGUGCUCAUAAAUGUAUUUGUGCUUCUGCGUCACUGAUCAUAAUGUGUUAGGGACAGUCAUGCUUUCACAGGCUCCCCUGAAAGAAGCACAUGGCGUACAUUUGCUGUCUCCUUGUGAAGGAAGAGUAUCAUUUCUUACAUCUGCCCUUCUGAUUAGUUUUUAUUUAUUCUACUAUGGAGCACAGAUAUUGAUAUUUUGUCAGGGUAGAUUUGUUCCAUUGAGAAGGAUAUUUGGUUCUUUUUUUCUUUAUGUUUUUAGGGUACUUUUGUCAAUAUUUGACAGGGACUAACUUUGGAGAGUGUGCUGAUUUUACUAUUAUAGAAGAUCUACAAAAAUGCUAUUCCUGUAAAUAUUGAAUAAAAAGGUCAGUCUGUCA
Molecule: messenger RNA, 2571 nt
Organism: Carassius gibelio (silver crucian carp)
Lineage: Eukaryota; Metazoa; Chordata; Actinopteri; Cypriniformes; Cyprinidae
Product: transmembrane protein 165
Exons: 6
Coding region: 516-1427 (303 amino acids)
Biological process (GO): manganese ion transmembrane transport; Golgi calcium ion transport; calcium ion transmembrane transport
Cellular component (GO): Golgi apparatus
Molecular function (GO): calcium ion transmembrane transporter activity; manganese ion transmembrane transporter activity
Source: RefSeq, a predicted model, not a curated record